UGUGUAUUCUCUGCCAAAAGUAAUUUUAUAUUGUUUUCUGUUUUAAAUGAUAAAUAAUGAGUGAUUUAUGGAACAAAAGCUACAUAUGUCGCUGUUGCCAAGCUGAAGAUGGCUUCAGAAGCCUCGGCGAGCGGUAUGUUCACGAAGGAACGGAAGAAAUAUACGCAGAUAUGUUACGGGAUUGUUUGAAUAUUAUUAUGAAACCUCCAACUUUAUCCCAGUCAUCAUACAGCAUCUGUGAAGGCUGCGUAUGUAGGCUGCGGGAUGCAACCGUCUUUAAAAGGCAGGUUCUUGCUUGUGAGAACUCGCUGUUGGAAUACAGUAAUCAGGUUAAUGACGAAACAAAUGCAGAUGCUGAAAUAAAGUCUGAAGAUGGUAGCUGCUCCAAUGGUUACCGAGAGGAGUUGAUGCAUAGACCAAAUUAUGAUGGCAAGGAUGAAAAGAAUCUCACCUAUGAUGGGAACAGACCCACCUCGAUCGAUAUGGAAGACAUUGAUGAUCAGCCGCUGGCUAGUCUUCGCUCGUGCCGUCAAAAAAGUGAUGACGUCACACCACAAGUAGCCAGAACUUCCAAAGACCAGAAAACCAAGAAAUUCUCAUGUGAAAUAUGUCAAAAGAAAUUCACCUACAAUGGUUUCUUAGAGGUACACAUGAGACAACACACAGGGGAGAAAACAGUGCAAUGUAGAUUAUGUGACAGUAAAUAUACUAAUAACAAGGAAUUGAAUAGACAUAUAAGCGCAAACCAUUCCGAUGGAGAUAAAUUCCCAUGUACACAAUGUUCUGAGAGUUUUGAUAAAGCGAGACUGUUGAAAAAGCAUUUAACAAUACAUUUCGAGGAAAAGUUUUCAUGUAGCUACUGUGAUAAGGAGUUUCAAAGGAAAAAAGGAUUAAAGGAGCAUCUAAAAACUCACACAGGUGAGAAAAAAUACAGUUGUGAAGAAUGUGGUAAAUCUUUUGGACAUAAUCAAACGUUAAAAUCUCAUAUCUUAACGCACACUGGUGAAAAGCCUUAUGUGUGUGAUGUGUGCGGACGGAGAUUCCCUCAAAGAACUCAUUUAAAAAGACAUAUAUUUAUUAUACACACCGGGGUCAAACCUUAUAGCUGUAAUAUAUGUAAAAAACAGUUUUCCAGUAAAAGUUAUUUAUCUAUACAUGAAAGACAGCAUACUGGAGAACGGCCGUAUAGUUGUGAGGAAUGUAAUAAGACUUUCACAGCUUACACGACUUUAAAAGUCCAUAUGAGAGUACACACUGGGGACAAACCUUAUUCGUGUAGUUUCUGUAACCGCCAAUUCGCGCAAAUGGCAAGUUUUAAACUCCAUGAAAGAACUCAUACUGGUGAGCGACCGUUUGCUUGUAAAAUUUGUAAAAAACCGUUUUCUGAUAACGGCUAUUUAAAGAUACAUAUGAGGGUUCACACUGGUGAAAAACCCUAUAAUUGCGACAUAUGCAAACGCUCUUUCAGAGAAACUGGACAACUGAAGCGCCAUCUAAGAGUUCACAGUGGAAUAAAACCUUAUACCUGCAAAAUAUGUAACAAACAAAUUGGUAACUUAUCUAAACACAUGCGUAUACAUUCCGAGGCUAGGUAUAAUUGUAAUGUAUGUAAUAAACAGUUUUCUGUUAGCAAUUUGAAGUUGCAUAUGAGGAUUCAUAGUGAUAAGCCGUUUGCGUGUGAUUUAUGUAGCACUCAGUUUGCGCAAAGUAGCGGGUUAAAGAGACAUAGAUGUACACAAGGAGAUAAAGUUGAGUGAUUGAAAAAUAACUCUUUUUAACCCCAAGUGCAAAAAGAGGGUUGUUACCGCUAUCUGUGGCCCAUAGCCCUUAAACGGGUAAACCAAUUUUAAUGCGGUUUUGUUUUUAUUUAAAAACAAGUUUUCUAGUGCUGCGUUCUUUGAUAUAUUUUAUCAAAAUCGGUUAAUUCGUUUCAAUGAGUUGGGGUUUUUCAUGUUCUUUUGCAUAGCAAAUUAUUACAUACAUUAUAAUCAAUUACAAAUUGUAGCCUAUUUCCAGAGUUAUAAUGUGAAUGU
Molecule: messenger RNA, 2033 nt
Organism: Cydia splendana
Lineage: Eukaryota; Metazoa; Arthropoda; Insecta; Lepidoptera; Tortricidae
Product: gastrula zinc finger protein XlCGF57.1-like
Exons: 6
Coding region: 57-1757 (566 amino acids)
Biological process (GO): regulation of transcription by RNA polymerase II
Cellular component (GO): nucleus
Molecular function (GO): zinc ion binding; DNA-binding transcription factor activity, RNA polymerase II-specific; sequence-specific DNA binding
Source: RefSeq, a predicted model, not a curated record